Molecule: messenger RNA, 900 nt
Organism: Blepharisma stoltei
Lineage: Eukaryota; Ciliophora; Heterotrichea; Heterotrichida; Blepharismidae
Source: the annotation of a GenBank genome assembly
AUGUCUGUGCUUUUAAGUAGAGUUAAUUACCCAGAAAUAGAGUGAAAUUCAAAGAAAGCUUCCUUACUGCAUAGAAGCUUGGUCUCUAAUCCAGUGCCGGAUCAAUCUUAUCAAGAAGUUGCCCAUAAAGACACUUUUCUUUAUCUCAUUAGGAAAGGCCAUAACAAUUGAGCUAAUUUGUCCAUAUAUGAUUCUAAAUGUGAAAGAGAAGAACUGAAAGUAUUAGAGACUAAAGAAUUAGAUUUGGGUACAUGCAUAGCCCAGCUUCCAAACUGCAAGUUGUUUUGCUUUGGCAGCUAUUAUGACUCUAGAAUUACCUUAAUAAUUGAUGAAAAUUAUGAAUUGCAAAAGUUGCCAUCUGGAGAGGCCUGCCACUGCUCAUCAGCUAUUUAUUUUAACAAAAAUGUUUAUUGCUUUGGAGGAGAAGAUGAAAAUAGUUUUUUAAAUCUCUCCAGUAAGUUUGAUUUAGAUCAAAAUCGAUGAUUUAAAUUAGCACCAAUGCCUGAAGCUGACUGCGCAUGUAAUAGUGUGUUAUUUAAUAGGAAUAUUUUGAUUUCUGGAUGAAAAAAUAAAAAUAUUUGGCAAUAUUCAACAAGUAUUGAUUCCUUCUCCAAAAUUUCUUAUGAUUUUGCAGAGUGGAAAAGAAAGAUCCUGAUAAAUGGAGAGAGACUGUAUCUGGUUGAGUGCCAAGGGAUGAUAUAUGAAAGUGAAGAUGAGUAUUCUUGAAAGCAAAUAGCGAAUUUUAUUCCCAAUCCUAAUCCAGAUCAAGCUUAUUGUUUAUAUAAUAAAGGAGAAAUAUAUAUUGGAAUUGGCACAUUUUAUUACAAUUUAUACUAUAGAUUUAGUUUGGAUAAAAAGGUUAUAACCGAACUCCAAAGAAGCAUAGCUAACAAUUUAUAA